Molecule: messenger RNA, 4159 nt
Organism: Sorex araneus (European shrew)
Lineage: Eukaryota; Metazoa; Chordata; Mammalia; Eulipotyphla; Soricidae
Gene: LIPE
Product: lipase E, hormone sensitive type
Exons: 10
Coding region: 15-3200 (1061 amino acids)
Biological process (GO): cholesterol metabolic process; triglyceride catabolic process
Cellular component (GO): cytosol
Molecular function (GO): triacylglycerol lipase activity; sterol ester esterase activity
Source: RefSeq, a predicted model, not a curated record
GUGAGCCCAGAAGAAUGAAACCUGGGAGAUCACCAUCUCUUGGGAGGGAAAAAACAGAGGAGACAGAGACUAAGUCAGUACCUAGCGCAAACUGGGAACCUGAGUCGCAUCAGACACCUAGAACGAAGCCUCAGCUGGAGCCAGAAAAGAUACCUGAAGCCAGCCCAGCAUGUGAGACUCAGCAGGGACCUAACAUCACACAGGAGCCUGCAUCUCUGCAAAGAGCCCUCCCUCGGCAGGAAUAUGAAUCUCCACAGGAACCCAAAACCCAAUCAAACUCAGCUGGACAGCAGAAGUGUCUUGCCCCAGAGGAGCCUGUGCGGCAGCAAUCACCUUCCAUGGAAAGGGUGGCCCCCGCCCAACAGGAUGCUGCCUCCCAGCAGGUACCCAGGCCGGAAAAGGAAUCUCAGAGUCAGCCGAAAUCAGGAUUAAGAGAAGACUGUGUCUCCCAGCCAGGAUCCUUCGCAGGAGGGCCACCUGCAAAUCAACAAGAACCUUCAUCCACAUCUCCAGCCUGGUCUGGCCCCCAAAUAGCACCACCUGACUCAACCAACUCGACAUCCCCAGAGAUGCCAGGACCCUCAAACUCUCUGGCACAGGAAGCCCCAGCAAAGGAGGAAUCUGAGCCCGGGGCGAGUUUUCUAUCCACACAGCAGGAAUUGCCCCUCCUUCAGCCAGCUCCGCAGUGGACUUUAUUUGAGUGGGUCAAGACCUCUGAGUCAGAAUCAGAUUUGGAAUCCCGGUUGGAAACCACUUUGCCAGGCAAGUGGCACUUGGGGGCUCAGGGGCAGAAGGGGAAACCUAGGUAUGAAGUGAGGUCGGGAUUUGGUGGGUCACCAGCCCUCAGGAAGAAAUCCAGAGGCCUAAGUCACAGACUCUACCAGGAUACAGCCUCGCGGGUCGCACGCAGCAUGGACCUCCGCACCAUGACACAGUCGCUGGUGACUCUGGCAGAGGACAACAUGGCCUUCUUCGCGAGCCAGGGCCCUGGAGAGACAGCCCGGAGGCUAUCAGCUGUGUUUGCGGGUAUUCGGGAGCAGGCGCUGGGGCUGGAGACCCCACUGGCCAACCUGCUGGGCAUAGCGCACCGCUUUGACCUGGAUGCAGAGACCCCAGCCAACGGGUACCGCAGCCUGGUGCACACGGCCCGCUGCUGCCUGGCCCACCUGCUGCACAAGUCGCGCUAUGUGGUUUCCAACCGCCGCAGCAUCUUCUUCCGCACCCAACACAACCUGGCCGAGCUCGAGGCCUACCUGGCCGCUGCCACCCAGCUCCGCGCCCUGGCCUACUACGCGCAGCAGCUGCUGGCCACCAACCAGACCGGGGGGCUCUUCUUCGAGGGUGAAGAGGAGGUCCUGUCCGAGUUCCUGCGCGAGUAUGUCAGGCUCCACAAGGGUUGCUUCUACGGCCGCUGCCUGGGCUUCCAGUUCACACCGGCCAUCCGGCCCUUCCUGCAGACCAUCUCCAUCGGCCUGGUGUCCUUUGGGGAGCACUACAGACGCAAUGAUACGGGCCUUGGUGGGACAGCCAGCUCCCUUUUCACCAGCGGCCGCUUCGUCAUUGACCCAGAGCUACGGGGUGAAGAAUUCGAGCGGAUCACACAGAACCUGGAUGUGCACUUUUGGAAAGCGUUCUGGAAUGUCACUGAAAUUGAGGUGUUGUCGUCUCUGGCAAACAUGGCCUCAGUCGCCGUGAAGGUAAGCCGCCUCAUCAGCCUGCCGCCCAAAGCCUUUGAAAUGCCGAUGACCGCUGACCCCAAGCGCAUGGUGACCAUCCCACCCCCCAUGGCCCACACAGGCCCGGGGCCUGUUCUCAUUAGGCUCAUCUCCUACGAACUUCGAGAAGGACAGGACAGCAAAGAGCUCAACGACCUGGUGAAGCCUGAGGGGCCCUGGAUCCUGGACCGGUGGACCCGCCAAAUGAAGGUGGCCCGCUCCAGGGCCCUGGUCGUGCACAUCCACGGGGGCGGCUUCGUGGCGCAAACCUCCAAAUCACACGAGCCCUAUCUCAAGAGCUGGGCACAGGAGCUGGGCGCCCCCAUCGUGUCCAUCGACUACUCGCUGGCCCCCGAGGCACCCUUCCCCCGCGCGCUGGAGGAGUGCUUCUACGCCUACUGCUGGGCCGUGCAGCACUGCGCCCUCCUGGGCUCCACAGGUGAGCGGAUAUGCCUGGCAGGGGACAGCGCUGGCGGGAACCUCUGCCUCACCGUGUCCCUCCGGGCAGCAUCCUACGGGGUGCGGGUACCCGAUGGCAUCAUGGCUGCCUACCCGGCCACAAUGCUACAGACCACCGCCUCUCCCUCCCGCCUGCUGAGCCUCAUAGACCCGCUGCUGCCCAUCAGCGUGCUCUCCAAGUGUGCCAGUGCCUACGCUGGUGGGGAGGCUGAGAAGUCAUCCAGCUCCGAGGAGGCGCUGGGCAUGAUGGGGCUGAUGCGCCGGGACACAGCCCGGUUCCUCCGCGACUUCCGCCUGGUCACCUCCUCAUGGCUCAACUCCUUCCUGGAACUCAGUGAACAGAUGGUCCGGAAGACUGAGGACAACAAAGCAGAGCCCAUGCGCCGCAGCGUGUCUGAAGCGGCGCUGGCGCAGCAGCACGACCCGCUGGGCACCGACUCCCUCAAGAACCUGACGCUGCACGACUUGAGCCACAAGGGCAGCUCCGAGACAUCGGACACCUCGGAGCUGUCGCUGUCGGCAGAGACUCUCGGCCCCUCCAAGCCCUCAGAGGUCAACUUCCUGCUUGGCUCGGAGGAUGCGUCCCUGGACGCCAAAGAGGGACCGCAGCUCGCGGACAGGGCCACGGGGGUGAACUCCGCCUUUCCCCCUGGGUUCCAGCCCAGGUUCUCCAGCCAGGGCGCCCCGCAGAUGCCCCUCGACUCGUCCCCCAUCGCCAAGAACCCCUUCAUGUCCCCGCUGCUGGCGCCUGACAGCAUGCUGCAGACGCUGCCUCCCGUGCACAUCGUGGCGUGUGCGCUCGACCCCAUCCUGGACGACUCGGUCAUGCUGGCGCGGCGGCUGCGGGGCCUGAACCGGCCGGUGACGCUGCGCGUAGUGGAGGACCUGCCGCACGGCUUCCUGAGCCUGGGCGCGCUGUGCCAGGAGACGCGGAAGGCGGCGGCGCUGUGCGUGGAGCGCAUCCGCCGCAUUAUCACGCUGCCCGCGUCCUCCACGACCCUCCGAAAGGCCAAGCCGGACGUCUGAGCCCGCCGGUGCGGGGCGGGGGGCUCGGCACUAAAGUCUCUGGCUCCCAUCCGCGCCGGCCUCCAUUGUGAAUGCACUCCCCCGGAGGGGCUAGCGGCCCCCCACGAGGGGCUCACGGGUGAGGGUCCCACCCCACGACCCGCCCUCGGGCCGCAUGGGAGGUGAGCAGUGCCUUAAGCUGGGGAGGGGAGGGAGGUGGCGCCCAAAAGCUCAGACCCUGGCCUUGGGGUGGGGGCACCCCAGGCUUGAGACCCCCCCCCCGGACCUGCACUCCGUCACUGUCUGCUGCUGCUGCUGCUGCUGCUGCUGCUGCUGCUGCGACCGCCCGCCUUAGCUUGGCGGUUCUUUUGUUUGUAAAUAAAAGUAUUUCAUUAGUUUGGCCUCGCGACAGUUGUUUGAGGUGCGCCCGCCAGGGGGCAGCACCGCGCAGGUUACCGGAAACCUGGAACUGGAGGUCCCGAGGAAGGGACCAGCCCUGGAUUCAGACCUAACCUGGGGAGGGAGCCCCUGGGCUAUCCGCACCUCCCAGUUUAGCGCCCACCCCAGGGCCCUCUGGGGAAAGGGACCGCCUCAGGUCCCAGGGACUCAGCGAUGGAAACUCCGUGAAUAAGAGCAAAACGGACAAACCAGCAACAAAACUGGACACCUAGAAACGGUGAGCCAAUUGAAGGCUCAGGUAUGUGCUUUUCAGGCAAGAGGUCCAGAGACACUAAUGGGGAAAUUCACUCUUGAGCACUGCGGUCCUGGCCCCAGACUUCAAGCUUAUCAGUUUAGAAACCAAAACUUUACCCUGAGGCCCGGAAGCCCGAGUUCUACCAACUGGGGCAGCCAGGUGCCUUAAAACAGGCCUGGCCUGGGGCCAAUGGGUAGGGUGUUUCCUUUCACGCCCUGUAUUGAUCCUCAGCAUCCUAUAGCAUCCUAUAAGGUCCCGGGAGCAUCGCCAGGAGUAAUUUCCUGUG